CCACGAUCACUGGGUGUGAAAUCAUAGCUGCUCGUGACUUGAUCAAUAUUGGUGACUCCUCGCGAGCUGACUCUCACGUGGCCUAUUUAAGCUUUGUUGAACUUCAAGACCUUCAUGGCGCGCUCAGCCGACAAAUCUCAGCCUCUCUACGACGAUAGCGAUCCGGAUACUGAGCCAGAGACUUUCAAGCCCCAGCGUAAUGGAACGCGCAAACGACUCAGCGAGGCUUAUAAUCCAGACAACGAUGCUAGCUUCGCUUCGGAUUCAGGAGUCAGAGCCCAAAAAUCGUCUGUCGACAUUAAUGACGAUGCUGCUGAAAAGCGUAGACGUAGAAAGAGCACCAAGAUUGCUGUCCCAGAAAAUGCUCAUGCCGGCCCUUCUUCAGAAGGUAACGAUGAGGUGGACAAAUCGAGAACAAUCAAACAGAAGCAACAGCUUACAACUGUCGCUCCAUUGGCGCCUCCAGAGAAGGAGUCAAUCGACAUCCUGAGCUCGAAAUUUGAAGAAUGGAUGAAGUUAACAACUGAUAAUAAAAUCACGGCUGCCAAUACUUGGGAAUUUGCCCUCAUCGACUACUUUCACGAGAUGUCUCUAUUGCGAAACACGGACGACAAUACCAUUAAUUUCCAGCGUGCCUCUUGUACCCUCGAUGGUUGUGUCAAAAUCUGGACUAGCCGUGUCGACAGCGUUGGGACUGAGACCGCUAAACUUGCCUCGAAUUUAGCAUCAGGAGGUACCAUGGACGAAGACGAAGAAGCUGGCUCUGAUGAUCCCGACAGGGAACAGACGAAACAGAAAAAGAAGAGAGCUUCUCGCCGAGAGAAUAAUUUGUCUGAUGCGUCUCAACUCAGGAAUAAAAAACCGGAUUUGGAGUUCAGCGUAGAUCCUCUUUUCCGCAAAACCUGUGCCGAUUUUGAUGAGGGAGGUGCUCAAGGCCUUCUCAUGAAUCAUUUAAGCUUGGGAGUUGGUCAGGAUGGGAGUCUGCGAGUCGUGUUCGACGCGAGUGAUUCUAUCAGCAAGGAAGACGAGGACGACUUGCACGAGCCUGAAGAUUUGAUUGACUUGACUCAACUACGCGCCGAGUUUAUUCCCGACCUUGACGGUCUACAAAGCAAGGCGAUAUCACAAGAAUUAUCUGAUUUCUCGUUUACACAAAAUCCUUUGAUGAACGAUGAUACCACCUUCUUCCAAGAUGACACCAUAGCAGAUGGUUUCGAUGACGACGAUGACGAUGGCUUUGAAGCUAUGAUGGUUGAUGGCGCCCCUCCUGUUGAAGACUUCUUCGUUGGUGACGAUGCAGUUGGUGAUGAUUACGGGGCCGGUAUGAUGGAUGGAGAGGAUUUGGGGGAUGCCAACUCCAAUGGAUCUGUUGGCCCUAUGGGUAACGGGCAAGGUGGCACAGAACAGUUCGUUCCCUUCGAUCCCCGUCAUGCCCCGAACCAGAGAGAUCUUAUGCUUGCAAUGAACACUGAGGAUGGCGGAGGAAUGAUGGACUAUUUCGACAAUACCUUCCUACAGAAUUGGGCGGGACCCGAACACUGGAAAAUGAGAAAACCAAUCCGGAGACCUGAUGCUGAUACUGCCCCAAAAGUUGCCAAGCCGCGCAAAGAGAAGAAGGAACCCAACAGGAUAGAUUUUCUUACCCCAUCAGAUCCUGGAAAAUCCUGGAAAAUCAUCGCUGAUGAACUGUUUGCUCCACCAAGUAAAGGAGCCUCAAUUAAUUUGCCUGGAACCAGUGCUGCCGCAAAGAAACGAAAGGCGAAGGACGAGAAGAAGCGGGACAAUCAUUGUCUUCCUGAUGAUAUGCAUUUCUCCAGUCGUCAGCUCGUUACGCUGUUCUUGAAGCCCAAGUUUUCGCUUAAGAUGCGCGGACAACGAGCACCGGCUCCCACGAAUGCGGAAGGUGAAGUAGACGAGAAUUUCUGGGCCCAAGCCGCAGCUGACCAAGCUGCUGGACGAAGUGGAGGAAAUGAUAUGGAUGAUACUGCCGCAGGAGAUGCCAUCCCAUUUAACACACAAUUCUUCCAUGACGAUUAUGAUGACGGACCUGGGUUCGAUGAUGCUUACGAUGGUGAUGGUGGCGAUGGUGGUGCAAUUGAUCCAGGCGAACAGGAUCUUCUUGCCGCCACGCAGGGUCAAACCCGGAGGGUUAAACCCGAAGCAGUGAGGUUUACCAAGCGCGCGAAACGAGUCGACGUAAGAAAAUUGAAGGAGAACAUCUGGAAAGGUUUGGAUAUUGCCGUACCUCCCCCCAAGAACGCAGAUGACGAGAGAAUGGACAUAGACGAGGACGAACCUCUGCUCACGAGCCCUACUGAGGCUAGGCAGUUCACUUCGGUCAUUUCUAACCUCCAGAGGUCAUAUCCUAGAGACAAAAUGGAGGAGAUCAGUACCAGCUUUUGUUUCAUAUGUCUUCUUCAUCUAGCCAACGAACAAGGCUUGAAACUCGAGAACAGCGCAACCUCGUCAUCAAAUUCUGAUGGGUCUACCGACACAAAGAUUGGCAACAUAUGGGACCUUAAGGUCUAUCGUGAUCCAGAGGCCGCUCAGACGGUAUGAUUUCACGGUCCGUUACUAUAGAGCUACACAUAUCUUCUCUCAAUCACUCCUCGUCACUCUAUCCUUUUCAUCUAUUGGUUUUAUCUUAAAUUUGGUACGUAUAUAUAAGCUGCUUCUCGUACCCUUAUUCUAAAUAACACACUACAUACUGGUAACGAUGUAUAUAACUUAUGUUGGAUGAAUAUGUUGUAUCUUUACCUGCAAAGUUCACUGAACAUUGUUUAUUCCUCUUCGAAUUUAUUGUAGUUCUGUCCUUAUAUACGUUUGUCUUCGCUCAAAAUGGGCAUACAUAUAUGACAAUGUGAUAUGUACGAUUAGCACUGCACUGCAC
Molecule: messenger RNA, 2890 nt
Organism: Lentinula edodes (shiitake mushroom)
Lineage: Eukaryota; Fungi; Basidiomycota; Agaricomycetes; Agaricales; Omphalotaceae
Product: condensin complex subunit 2/barren
Exons: 8
Coding region: 115-2559 (814 amino acids)
Biological process (GO): mitotic chromosome condensation
Cellular component (GO): condensin complex
Molecular function (GO): chromatin binding
Source: RefSeq, a predicted model, not a curated record